UUUACUAGACAUUUGGUAGUGCUUGUUGGUGGUGACUGGCGACUGGUACCUGCAAUGCCACACCUCGUAUUCUCUUCAAUCGAGGUGCCUCCAUCUUGUUUUUGAUCUUUAAUGGAGAUCCAUCAAUACCCAAAAGCCCAAAAUCAAAAAUAUCAUCUCCAUUUACUAGAAAGUAUUCUACUUUCACACUCAAAUAUAUCAACCAUUUUCAUCUUUUUGCUAAAAAGAUCCCUCCUCUCUCUUCUCUCUUAAGACAAGCACAGGUAUUUUUCUGCUGAUAAUUGCUGCAUUGCCACCAUGCUCAAACAAAUUCUAAGAAAAAUCCCAAGGAAGUCCUCAAAGUCUGAUUCAUUGGAUUCCACUGGGAUUGAUUCUGGAAACAAUUCUAGCAAUUGGGACAAUGGAGUCUCAUGUACAAGUGGAGGAAGUUCUUUUUCGAGUCGAUUAAAUGUUGUCAAACGGGUGUCUUCAGCAGUCUUUCCUGCAAGCAUCAUGGCUGGGGUGGAGGCUGUGGAGCCUCAUAUAUCCUUCAAAGAUGUUUCAAAUCUACAGAAACAAAACCUGUUUGUCAGUAAAUUAAACUUCUGCUGCAAAGCUUUUGAUGUCAGUGAUCCAGAUAAAAUUGCUUCCCAGCAAGAUAUUAAACGUCAAAUACUGCUGGAGCUUGUUGAUUUUGUUUCAUCUGGAUCUGCCAAGUUUAAUGAACCUGCAAUGGCUGCAAUGUGUAAGAUGUGUGCAACAAACCUCUUUCGGGUUUUCCCCCCGAAGUAUCAUUCCAAUAACACAGGUGGUGAAACAGAGGAUGAAGAGCCGAUGUUUGAUCCCGAUUGGUCACAUUUACAAUGUGUGUAUGAUCUACUACUCAAGUUUAUAAAUUCGGUUGAUGCAAAGGCAGCAAAGAAGUAUAUAGAUCAUGCUUUUAUUAUGAGAUUACUUGACCUCUUUGAUUCCGAGGACCCAAGAGAAAGAGACUGUUUGAAAACUAUUCUGCAUAAGAUUUAUGGGAAUUUCAUGGUACACCGACCUUUUAUCCGAAAAGCUGUUAAUAACAUCAUCUAUAAUUUUGUUUUUGAAACUGACCGUCAUAAUGGAAUUGCUGAGCUGUUGGAGAUUUUUGGAAGUGUUAUUAGCGGCUUUGCCUUGCCUUUGAAAGAGGAACAUAAGAUGUUUCUAUGGAGAGCUUUGAUUCCUCUACACAAGCCAAAAUCGGUCGGCAUCUACCAUCAACAAUUGACAUAUUGUGUUGUACAGUUUAUAGAUAAGGAUCCAAAGUUGGCAAGUAGUGUGAUUAAGGGUUUACUGAAGUAUUGGCCAGUGACAAACAGCCAGAAGGAAUUGAUGUUUAUAAGUGAGAUAGAAGAGAUUUUGGAAAUGACUAGCAUGGAUGAGUUUCAAAAGAUCAUGGUCCCACUAUUUCGACGCAUUGGAUGCUGCCUUAAUAGCUCACAUUACCAGGUGGCUGAACGGGCUCACUUGCUAUGGAACAAUGAGCGCAUCCUAAAUCUUAUUGUGCAAAACAGGCAGGUGAUUGUGCCUCUUGUCUUCUCAGCGCUCGAGCGGAACACCCAGAAUCAUUGGAAUCAAGCAGUUCUCAACCUAACACAGAAUAUUAAGAAGAUGUUCAGUGAGAUGGAUGAAGAGCUAGUGCUUGCCUGCCAAUGUAAGUUGAAGGAGGAAGACUCGAUGUUAAGUGCGAAAGCUGAGAAACGGAGGUUGACAUGGGAACGCCUUGAAAAUGCUGCUGGUUUCCAAUCUACAGCUGAUAAUAUCUUGUCUCCAGUAAAACCUGCCACAUGCUCUGUUGCCUGCUAAUAUCUAAUAGUGUGAGCAACACUGUCGGCGAAAGAAACAAACAAUUGUGCCAAUCUGAUUGCAGUGCUGAAAUCAUUUCCUGAAAUAGGAAGGAAUCUAGGAUGCUAGUAGGAUUUGCAUCUUGUGCUAAGGUGUUGUAUUAUAAGUAGUAAUGCUGCCGCGGCGCUGCUGCUGCUGCGGCUGCAGCCACCUUGAAGGUUUGUUUGGCAGAUGGGGGCUGUGAUGGAAUUGCCCCAUAGCUUGCAAUUAUGUGUAUUGACAUCCCCUGUUUCUACAAUACCCCAAGGGCUGUUUGUUUUUCUGCCCAUAUUUAUUCUUUUCAAGAGUUGUAAUUUGUCUCCUUGCUCUGAAAAUGGAGCUGCUGCUGCUGCUGCUUCUGUCCUUACUAUAACCCAGCAAGGAUUUCUAGCUGUUUGCUUUAUUACACUUUAAGUUGUAUAGCUAAUUCCCAUUUCUUUCCUCAGCUUAUGAAACAUUUAGCACUGGGUUGGAUUUUGCA
Molecule: messenger RNA, 2311 nt
Organism: Manihot esculenta (cassava)
Lineage: Eukaryota; Viridiplantae; Streptophyta; Magnoliopsida; Malpighiales; Euphorbiaceae
Product: serine/threonine protein phosphatase 2A 57 kDa regulatory subunit B' kappa isoform
Exons: 3
Coding region: 298-1812 (504 amino acids)
Biological process (GO): signal transduction
Cellular component (GO): protein phosphatase type 2A complex
Molecular function (GO): protein phosphatase regulator activity
Source: RefSeq, a predicted model, not a curated record